Messenger RNA from Juglans microcarpa x Juglans regia, 2335 nucleotides. RefSeq names its product 3-phosphoinositide-dependent protein kinase 1-like. Gene Ontology annotation, molecular function: protein serine/threonine kinase activity; ATP binding. The record is from RefSeq and is a predicted model, not a curated record. Lineage: Eukaryota; Viridiplantae; Streptophyta; Magnoliopsida; Fagales; Juglandaceae. Gene Ontology annotation, biological process: intracellular signal transduction; peptidyl-serine phosphorylation.
UGCAUGUAUAGUAUAGACAUAUUCUUCUUCUCUUAAUGGUACACAAUCACAGCUCACAAGGAGCAUCAGCAUCUCCCCUCACCUCAGUCACCCUUUUUUUUAGGCAUGAAAAGAGAGAAAGAUGAUCUCCAUCAUUCAAUCCCAUGUGCCAUUUUCUUCUCUUCAAUCCCCAUACCUUCCUCUCCUCCAUCAAAAUCAAUACUAAUCUCUCUCUCCACCAUUAUCCGGUAUACUUUCUAGGGUUUUGAAAAUCGAAAAACCAGAGCCAAGGCUAUAAAGCUGAUCAGCUUCACCUUCACCAGAUACAUAAACCCUUAAUAAGGGCGCCCACUACCUUUUCUUCCCGUUUCAGAGAAUAGUAUCAGAGAGAGAGAGAGAGAGAGAGAGAGAGAGGCUCCAUCUCUUUUCCAAUUGUUCUCAGCUCUUCUCCCAAAGUUUUUUUCUUUUCAAGGAGAGAAGAUGUGGGUGCAGAGGGAGAAUACGUAAAGAACUUCGAAGAGAGCGAGGGAGGGAGAGAGAGACAUGUUGGCAAUGGAGAAGGAUUUUGAUUCCAAGUUGAAAAUUCAGGGGAAGUCUUCCGGUGGUGGGAAUGUGCAGAGAUCCAAGAGCUUUGCUUUCAGGGCACCCCAGGAGAUUUUUACUAUUCAGGAUUUUGAGUUGGGCAAGAUCUAUGGUGUUGGUUCCUAUUCCAAGGUUGUUAGGGCAAAGAAGAAGAACACAGGAAUUGUGUAUGCGUUGAAGAUUAUGGACAAAAAGUUCAUUACCAAAGAAAAUAAAACAGCUUAUGUGAAGCUGGAACGCAUUGUGCUCGAUCAAUUAGAUCAUCCUGGCAUAGUGCGGCUAUUUUUCACAUUUCAAGAUACUUUUUCACUGUAUAUGGCACUUGAAUCCUGUGAAGGUGGAGAGCUUUUUGAUCAAAUAAUCAGGAAAGGUCGUUUGUCAGAGGAUGAAGCUCGCUUCUAUGCGGCAGAAGUUGUAGAUGCACUUGAAUACAUACAUAACCUGGGUUUGAUACAUCGUGAUAUUAAGCCCGAGAACUUGCUGCUCACUGCAGAAGGACAUAUUAAAAUUGCCGAUUUUGGUAGUGUAAAGCCUAUGCAGGAUAGCCGAAUUACAGUCCUUCCAAACGCCGCAUCAGAUGAUAAGGCCUGUACUUUUGUGGGGACAGCUGCAUAUGUUCCUCCAGAAGUUCUCAAUUCUUCUCCUGCAACAAUUGGAAAUGACCUCUGGGCACUUGGCUGCACCUUGUACCAAAUGCUUUCAGGAACUUCUCCUUUCAAAGAUGCAAGUGAGUGGCUUAUUUUCCAAAGAAUUAUAGCGAGGGAUAUUAGAUUUCCAGACUACUUCUCAGAGGAGGCAAGGAACAUCAUUGAUCGGUUAUUGGAUUUAGAUCCGAACAAGAGACUAGGUGCUGGGCCUGAUGGUUAUGUGGUACUCAAGAUGCACCUUUUCAAGGGAGUUGAUUGGAAGAAUUUAAGAGGGAAAACCCCUCCAAAACUUGCUCCAGAACCAGGGGUUCAAUCAUCCGAGGGUGAUGAUGCUCAUGAUUCGUCAUGGAACCCUGCACACAGUAGCACUAGUUCAGCAGGACAAGCUGAUGGGAAUUGUGGUGCUGCAUCAUCAUCUGAAGGGUCUGGCCAUGUCAGUAGGCUUGCUUCAAUUGACUCGUUUGAUUCAAAAUGGCAACAGUUUCUGGAUCCUGGGGAAUCUGUUCUUAUGAUCUCAAUGGUGAAGAAAGUACGGAAAUUAACUAACAAGAAGGUGCAGCUUAUCCUCACCAACAAGCCGAAAUUGAUUUAUGUGGACCCUUCAAAACUGAUUGUGAAGGGAAACAUAAUUUGGUCAGACAAUCCCAAUGAGCUCAGCGUCCAAGUAACAAGUCCUUCACACUUCAAGAUUUGCACACCAAAAAAGGUGAAGUCAUUUGAGGAUGUGAAACAAAGAGCAGCGCAGUGGAAAAAGGCGAUUGAAGGACUUCAAAACCGGUAAAGACAACGCAUUCUUUGCAUGUUAUUAUAGUGUAGAGCAACAUGGGGACUCUCCAACAUUUUCCUACCCCCUGAGAAUUAUUUAUUCAAUGAAGGAGAUAUUGGUUACACAUCCCAGCUGUUCCAAGGUGCAAAGCUGUCCCCCCUCAAAUUGCUCUCCUUGCACUACUUAAAUCUUAUAUUGUGAUGAGGCUUUUACCAUCUUCCUUCACACAUUGUGUGGUGUAAUCUGUACAACGUAAAGUUUUUAACUUUUUAACCGUAGGGUUUGUAGGGGGGUUGGCUGCAUCACUUGCUUACUGUAUUAAAAAACAACACAUUAUAAAUGAGAUUUGCUUUUUGCGGAA